UUAUUCACCCUCUCUCUCCUUCCCUCUCUUUCUUUUCUCUCUCUAGGCUGUUCUUUACAGUGGUAAGUAGCUAGAAGCACCCCAAACUGAUCAACUCCGUCUCCACCUGAAUAUCCGCCGCCGAAGGACACCCCAACUCGCCGAUUCCGGUUGAAAUUCCGGCAAUUCUUAUCGCCGGCGUUUCCAAAAUGGGUUCGCCGGGAGAGGACGAUGUCGUAUUGGUCCAGAAAGGGAAGAAACAAGGUGAGCCUCACGUAAUCACCGUCAAUUGUACCGAUAAGACCGGUCUUGGCUGCGAUAUCUGUCGAAUUAUUCUCGAGUUUGGACUCUACAUUACCAAAGCAGAUGUUUGCACUGAUGGGAUAUGGUGCUACAUAGUAUUAUGGGUAGUUCCUCACUACGGCACACUUAUUGUGAGGUGGUCAAAUCUAAAAAAUCGCCUUCUAUCAGUAUGUCCCUCUUCUUCGGUGUCAUUUUACUUAAACCAGCCAGCUCCGCGACCCACAUCUUCUCCAGUUUACUUGCUGACAUUUUAUCGCCUUGAUCGAAUAGGAUUGUUGCAUGAUGUUACUCAAGUUCUCUGUGAGCUUGAGCUUACAAUCCAAAGAGUAAAAGUGACGACGACACCAGAUGACAGAGUCUUGGACCUCUUCUUUGUAACAGAUAACUUGGAGCUCCUACACACAAAAAAGAGACAAGACGAGACAUGUGAACAAUUGCAUUCUGUUCUAGGGGAAUCAUGCAUUAGUUGCGAACUUCAGUUGGCAGGUCCACAGUAUGAUAGUCAUCAGGGUGCCUCUUCUCUUCCUCCGGUUGUUGCUGAAGAACUAUUUAGAUGUGAACUAUCAGACAAGGAAACUUGUUCGCAGGCUCUUAGCCCGGAUCUUGUAAAAUUGAAGGCGGCCAGUGUAACACCAGACAAUAAAUUGAGCCCAGCUCUUACAUUGCUUCAGAUACAAUGUGUUGAUCACAAGGGCCUCCUUUAUGACAUUAUGCGAACAUUGAAAGACUAUAAUCUUCAGAUAGCUUAUGGUCGAUUCACUCCAAUUACCAAGGGUCAUCGUGAAUUAGACCUGUUUAUCCGGCAAAAGGAUGGUAAGAAGAUUGUUGAUCUUGAGAAACAAAGUGCAUUAUGUUCUCGCUUGAAAGUGGAAAUGCUCCAUCCAUUACGUGUUGUCAUUGUGAACCGUGGUCCAGAUACUGAACUCCUGGUCUCUAAUCCAGUGGAACUGUCUGGAAAGGGACGACCACGGGUUUUCUUUGAUGUCACGCUUGCCCUAAAAACUCUUGGGAUCUGCAUUUUCUCGGCUGAGAUCGGAAGGCAUUCAACAUCAGAUCGUGAAUGGGAGGUCUACAGAUUCCUUUUAGAUGAGAAGUGUAAAUUUCAAUUGUCAGAUGUGGCUGUUAGAAACCAGAUUGCAGACAGGGUUAGAAGAGCAUUGAUGGGCUGGUGAGUUGGUCCCUUUGGUUCAGUACUUAUUUUCACCUUCACAUGCCCCUCUCUUGCGUGCCCUGUUUUUUGGGCUCUAAAUAUUAAUGACUUGUACAUAGAGUGAUUAACCUCCACCAUGUUUAAAUGUCAGUGGUUUGUAUUCUUUAGUCAUUUAAAUAAUACUAAUUCUUUUAGCAUAUUUCCCCUUUCAAGUGUCAAACUUGUGUUUCCUGUAUAGAAAGAUGGAGACUUUGUUAUUCUCUAGUACAAGUGAGGAGAUAGUUUGGCUCUUGAUUUUAGUUGGUUUGAUGUAAUAUUGGUGGCUUCCAAAUUGCUACCCCGCCAAACCAUGUGUAACUGGUGUUUGUGUUAAUUUUGUUCAUUUUUUGCCUGGUUCUUA
Molecule: messenger RNA, 1832 nt
Organism: Cornus florida
Lineage: Eukaryota; Viridiplantae; Streptophyta; Magnoliopsida; Cornales; Cornaceae
Product: ACT domain-containing protein ACR9-like
Exons: 6
Coding region: 189-1454 (421 amino acids)
Source: RefSeq, a predicted model, not a curated record